AAAACUAAACGCUCACUUUAUUAGCUAUUCGCUUCUUAACUGCACUAAUCACAAUAUGGAAGUAUAUGUACACUAAAAGUUAGUGCUUCCGGGUUAACAUUCUUAAGUGAUUAAUCUGAUGUACUGUCGAUUAGUAUUUGAUAAAACGACACCCAUCGAUGUUAGCUCACCGCAGCUAAAAACAGCUAGCUAGGAGUUUAAGCUAAGCUAGUUUGUAAUUAGCCUUCCAUGUGCGUGAGAGGCAGCAAUGGUGUACAAGCGGGGCUUGAGGCUGUUGACAAAGCAGCUGGAUAUGUUAAUAAUCCCGUAUAUUUCAUUUGUACUGUUGUUUUAUCCAACUGCAUACCAGCCCGGUGAGGCGUGUGCUGCGAAGGAGGGGGGGACCAGCAGCGCCGUCACCCUGCUAUUGUGCAGGGCAUGCGGACAUGAGCUGGCGGUCGGGGCGGACAUCAACUUCGUUCCCAGUCGACUGGCGCUCUCCAGCCGCAACGACACUUUCAUAGGGGGCCGAAGGGUUAACAUCCAGCUUUUCGAAAACCCCCACGGAAACCAGUUUGAGGUGAUUACGUUCAGAAAAGCAGAAGUUACCCAACACUGGCCGGCAGAUAAACACUUCUCCUGGUUCCCGGGGUUCUCAUGGACGGUGGCCACCUGUCCUCGGUGUAAAAGUCAUUUAGGUUGGGCCUUCCAGCCCAGUGACUGGCCAGACACGGUCACCAAAACCAAAUUUGAGGAGUCAGAGCACACCUUCCUGGCUUUAAUCACCCAUCGUCUAUUAAGAGAAGACUUUGCCUCGAGCCUGCUAAUGACUCCAAAAUCCUUCAUGAGCUGAUCCACUUAACGAUUAACCCAGGUGCCUUGGUUGCUACCCAAUUCUAUUUUUUUAAAUAAAUUCUAUGCACCCACAUGUAAACACAGUAAAGUUUUAUUAUUUUUAACAAAGCAAGUUUAAACCUCAAAUUUUAAACAGUUUCUUUUCUCCGCAGCAGUAAAGAUAAAAGGUGAUUAAAUGCAACUUCUAUGAGAUAACAGGUAUUUUUAUUUUACCUAUGAAGUAGUGGGGGCCAACAUUUACAAGCUUUUUUUUCCAUUUUGUUCUUUAUUAAAAAUGUCAUUUCAAAUCUCAUGGAUAUCUGUAAAACAAUACAAUGAAAAAAAAAAAAAAGUCCCAUAGAAAUGGUGUCAAAAUAACCACUCUCCCCAAUAACCAACAUACUCCCGGCCCUCCCCCUAAACAUUACAAGUCAAAGGAAUGAGCUGGUACUCGUUAAGCACAUAGGGGGAAAAUAGUUUUCAAGGGAUCAACACCCCAACUGAAAAA
Messenger RNA from Sander lucioperca (pikeperch), 1321 nucleotides. RefSeq lists its product as uncharacterized. Bases 248 to 832 code for a protein of 194 amino acids. The record is from RefSeq and is a predicted model, not a curated record. The transcript is spliced from 2 exons. NCBI's taxonomy places the organism in Eukaryota, Metazoa, Chordata, Actinopteri, Perciformes, Percidae.